Messenger RNA from Ichthyophthirius multifiliis, 641 nucleotides. RefSeq lists its product as hypothetical. NCBI's taxonomy places the organism in Eukaryota, Ciliophora, Oligohymenophorea, Hymenostomatida. The annotation marks the transcript as partial. Gene Ontology annotation, cellular component: cytoplasmic side of plasma membrane; multivesicular body; ESCRT III complex. The transcript has 2 exons. Gene Ontology annotation, biological process: vesicle budding from membrane; late endosome to vacuole transport via multivesicular body sorting pathway. The record is from RefSeq and is a predicted model, not a curated record.
AGAACCGGUUAAAGAAGAAAAAAUUAUUGAUUUAAGUGAACAAUCUAAAAAAGUAAAUAAAAAAUGAAAAAAAAAAAAUAUAUUUAAUAAAAAAGAUGGAAAAUAAAAUAAAAGAAUUAGAUUAAACAAUAAAAGAUUUAGAAAAAGAAAUUGCAGAACUUUAUAAAAAGGCUAAAUCUUCAAAAGGAGCAUCAAAUAAAAUGUACAUGUAGAGAUGUAUGAAUUUGAUGAAGAAAAAAAAGCUUUAUGAUUAAUAAAUUUAGAAUUAUUUAAGUUAACAGUUUACUUUAGACUAAGUCGCUUUUACAAAAGAAAAUAUAUAAAAUACUUUAGAUAUGGGAGUAGCUAUGAAAUAAGCAACUUAAUAACAAAAAUUAUUAUUUGAUUAAGUAAAUUUAGAUGAAUUAGAAGAUAUUAGAGAUGAUAUGGAAGAUAUGUAGUAUGAAACUGAUUACAUGAAUGAAAUGCUUAAUAGAAAUUAUGAUAUUGGAGUUGAUGAAUAUGAGCUAGAUGAAGAAUUUUAAUAAUUAGAUAAUGAAUUAUUUUAAGAGCAAAUCGCAUAAUAAAAUUUAAAUAAAAAUAAUUAAUAAAUUAAUCAAAAUUUAAAUGAAAAUAGUUAAUUAUAAAAAAAUAUUAAUUGA